This is a messenger RNA of Perkinsus marinus ATCC 50983, 657 nucleotides long. Its product is annotated as Lactoylglutathione lyase, putative. Gene Ontology annotation, molecular function: lactoylglutathione lyase activity; metal ion binding. NCBI's taxonomy places the organism in Eukaryota, Perkinsozoa, Perkinsida, Perkinsidae. The record is from RefSeq and is a predicted model, not a curated record. Bases 1 to 657 code for a protein of 218 amino acids. The transcript is spliced from 5 exons.
AUGGCGUUCGGUUGGUCGCAUGUAAUGGAGUCUCGUGCCGGGCGAGUUGGCCCUACGGCCGCGAGCAUGUGCCAGAAGCUCCAUAGUGAGUUCCAGCACACUAUGUUGAGGGUGAAGGACCCUAAGGUGACCAUUGACUUCUAUACAAAACACUUUGGGAUGAAACUCAUUCACAAGUACGACUUCCCUCAGUGGAAAUUCUCUCUAUACUUCCUCGAGACACCGAGGCCGGAUGCUGCUGGUAAACUGCCUACCACGGUUGGCACUCUGGAGAGUGAAAAGUACCUCUGGACGAUGCCUGAUAACUACUUAGAGCUCACUCAUAGCUGGGAUGAUCCUGUCGACUGGAAAGCCAAUAACGGGAAUGAGGAACCUCACCGAGGAUUCGGCCACAUCGCCUUCCAUAUAGAAAGUGAUGACUUGGAAGCCUCAUGUGAGGCACUCCAGAAGGAGGGGGUUCACUUCAGGAAGCUCCCAUCUCAGGGUAGGAUGCGCGAUGUGGCAUNNNNUUUGAAGGAAAGAAUUACAAAGCAUCUGACCAUAACAGGGAGGCAUGAGGAUGUGGCACAGCUCCAGCGUGAAAGCUCGGCCCGACUUGUCUCCCAGUGUUUCCUUCAUCAACCCAUAUACCGUCGAUUGGUGACCAGAAAGUUGUAG